Molecule: messenger RNA, 1233 nt
Organism: Orbilia oligospora ATCC 24927
Lineage: Eukaryota; Fungi; Ascomycota; Orbiliomycetes; Orbiliales; Orbiliaceae
Exons: 3
Coding region: 1-1233 (410 amino acids)
Source: RefSeq, a predicted model, not a curated record
AUGUUUCACUCCAGGAAGACCAAGAACAUCAAAGACUUGCCCGCCUUCAGCAGCCUUAAGGCUCAGGCCACCCUAGCAACCAAGAAAGUUGCAGAAAAACCCGAGGUUAAAGAGACCUCAGCACAGAAGAGGAAGUUGGAGGCAUUGUCCGAAGACAAUGACCCCAAUCCAGCAAAACGAAUCAGAAGGGCCCGGGAGCUGGUGGCUAAGCUCAAGGCCCUUAACGAGAAGGGUCCCAAGGCACUGGUGGAUAUGGGAAAUCCGCCAGUGACCCCACAGAACAAGGUCUUGGGCGCCUUGAAGAUUUGGGACUAUUCGCCGCCGAAGACGACAGAGAGCGACAAGGCGAUCCGUCUCCUCGUUGAGGAGCGGAUGAACAACGAGGCCAAGUGCCAAGGGCUCCCGGAGAGGACGAGAGCCAUUGUGCUCGAGGCGCGUGUUCACGCCGAGAAGAAGAAGGCGAAGGUGGAGGAGUUGAGGGCGCGGAGGGAGAACGCCCAGAGGUGGGCUUCUUUCAGAAGCCGCCUCGAGAGGGGUAGGCUGCCUGCGGACAGGCACCUACGGGGCCCUCUGCUGGUUGGAGAGAGGCGGGUCACCCGUGGUCGGGUUGACCAGGGGGGGUUGGAGAAGGAUGUCCAAGACAUCCUGAAGAGGUGGCGGGGGUCGGCGGUGGUUGAGGGGGCCUCCAAUGCCCCGGCCUCUCCUCGGGAGGGCCGUGGGGCGGUGGAGAGGAGGAAGAAGGGAGAGAUGGUGGGGCGGGUGAGCGAUGAGCUCACCAAAGUCAAGAAAGAGCUCAUUGAGAGCAAGACCAGGGCCUGUGAGGCCAAGAAAGCCCGGCUUAUUGGAGCCAGAGAUGAGAUCCUCGCGGCCACCGAGCAGGUCAAAAAGGACCUGGAGGAGUUCAAGGCCCGAAGCCGCCCCGGGCAGGUGAGGGCGGCAACAAGAACGGUGAAGGCGAACAUUGUUCGCCUCACAGCCAAGUACGAGGCUCUGAUGGCAGAGCACGAGCGGGCCUUCGACGAGGUCGUCAAGGCGGAGAGGGAGCUGGUGGAGCUCCGGGGCAAGGUAGCUAAGCUACCUACCGGGAACCCAGGGGUCGUGGGGGAGUUUGCGGAGGGGAUCCUCAGGUCCUCGACCAAGACGGUCGAGGACCUGGGGGAGAAGGAAAAGGAAGGGCUGCGCAAGCAGCUAAAGGGAGAGAAGAGGGCUCUCCGAUCCCUCCAGCGCCGUUAA